Molecule: messenger RNA, 965 nt
Organism: Rhodofomes roseus
Lineage: Eukaryota; Fungi; Basidiomycota; Agaricomycetes; Polyporales; Fomitopsidaceae
Exons: 3
Coding region: 142-759 (205 amino acids)
Source: RefSeq, a predicted model, not a curated record
GCCACGGCAGAUCAUUCAAGCCAGCGCCGGAACCAUAUCCCCGCACACUGUCUCCGAGACCUGUCCGAGACAUUUAAGUCGCCUGUCUUCCAACCUUACCGCAUCACCGCGCACCAUUCCUCUCCGCAUCCACCUCUCAACAUGACUUGGGUUCUUGGAUGGCCUCUACGCAACGAGGACGCGAUAGAAAUAGCCAAGAAGCACAAUCUCGUCAAGAACCCGAAAGCAGAUGAGCACAGGCUUGCUCAGGCUGCCAAGAUAUGGGUGGGCGACCAAGUCGGCAUCAUCAACGCAAUGGCCUGCUGGGUGAACGACAUGCCCGAGCUCGUUUUUGCCGCGUACGUCGAGUUCGGGGAUAGGAGUGACCCUCCGGCGAAAGUCUCCCCCGCGAACAUGAUCUCGGACAAGCAGUUCAACCGUCUCAAGCGUGCCAUGCCGCUCAAGAACUUUGGGUGGUACCAGCAUAAUGACCCGUACUCCAAGCUUUACAGGAACUCCGAUAAUGACGAGGAUGAGGAUAGCGACGGCAGCGGUGGCGAGAGCAGCGACGAGGACGGCGACAGCGACGAGAGCAGCAAUGAAGGUUCUGAUGGUGAAGAGCGGAUGGAUACGGCCAAGGACUCUGCAGGAGAUGAUAGUGACAACGAGACUGUCACCGACGGUGUUGUCUCCGCUGUGGAUUCUGUGGUUGACGAGGGCGCCCAGUCACUGUCGCGCGAGUUCCAUGAGGGCUGCCAUAUUGACGAAUCACUCGCAUGAGGCAGGAUAAGCCACGGUGCAUCCGAGUCCUGUCCGCAUUGUAUUUCUGACCCUGUCGCGCUGUCCAAGUUUUCAAGCACGUCGCCAGCAUCUCGUCACCAUCAAAUGUCCAUAUUCCCGUGCACGUCGAUAUUGUAUGAUACGCUACCACACAUGUAUGUUGAUCCUGUAUAAUUGUUCCUGACAUCUCGAAGAGUACAUCGCCC